Adineta ricciae is the source of this 561-nucleotide messenger RNA. NCBI's taxonomy places the organism in Eukaryota, Metazoa, Rotifera, Eurotatoria, Adinetida, Adinetidae. The record is from the annotation of a GenBank genome assembly.
AUGAGUAAUAUCAUUUCAUCACUACUAUUGGCAUCACCUAUCAUAAAAUCUCUUUUUAAUAUUACUGUCGGGUUGCUAAAUGGUACAACACAGUUAUAUGAUAUCAACGACGAAACAUCCGAAAUGCGGAUUAUUUUCGAUAAGCCUGUUGAAAAAUCGUCACAUCAUUUAACAUUGAGUGAAACACAGCAGAAUUUAAAUGAUUUCCUCGAUCUUCUUUGGAACAUACCCAGAACCAUGAUUCGUGAAAGCAGGACUUCGCUUAUGUCUGGUGAAUGCCUGCAGGAUAUCCAUGAUUUCCGCGCUGGAUACUAUGGAAAAGUGCCUGAAAUUCUGCUUAUAGGGGAUCAGGGAUCGUAUCCGAUUAUCAGCUAUAGCAGAUUACCAGCAGCUUAUCCGUCGAACAACAACACUACCAUCAAUAAUAUUCAAGUUGCUAUUCAUAAAAUUUAUCCAAAUACGAAUUCGCAGGAUCGUGAAAAACCACAGCUUGGCCUUGAAAUUUUGGAAGCACUAGGAAAAGAAUUGAAUGAAACAUUAUUUAUCUCUACAGAAAAUUAA